AUGACGCAAGGUUUGAACACAGAUACCUAUAUUUACGACUUGAGUGACGAAUUUAUUGAUUCGUUGAAAUUGUUGUCGUUCGAUUUGGACACCUUUGAAACAGUGCAGCAAAAUAGCGAGCCAAGUGUGCAACUUCCAAAGGUUACCAAGGAUGUCAACUACUACAAAUCUGAUUUGCAUCGCUACAACUUGAAAAGAGCACAGAACAACCUACCUCUGAUAGAUGAGGACGAAUUCGAGAGAUUAAUUGAAACACAAUCCAUCGACAGUAUUUCAGGUUCAGAGUCUGAGAGUGAAUCCGACUCUGUAAGUGACGAGACAGAUGAUGAGCAAGAGCAAAAAAUCAAAAGUUUGAUCAAACAGUUGGAAACAGUGAGUACGAGCGAGGAUUUACCAUCAGCAUCCCAUAUGAACACCAAAAGCCCUUUCAUUUUAUUCGAUACCGAGUCUGUGACGAAUGAAAAAGCUGUAGGCAUAUACAAGGCAAUAUUUCCAGAAAAUGCACUCAAAGAUCCAGUGGGAUAUCUCAAUCGUGCAAGGGGACAAAGAGACUCUACAUCAGCAAUUUUCAUGAUCGGUGGAGGGCACUUUGCGGGAGCUAUUAUUAGUCACGAAAGAAAUGAAUUGAAAUCCACCAAUAGCAAGGACAGCUUGAAAAUUCAACAGGUAAAUGUUUUAGCCUCAAAAACAUUUCACAGAUAUACAACGAGGCGUAAACAAGGUGGUUCACAAGGUGCCAGCGACAAUUCUAGAGGAAAAGCAAUCUCCGCAGGAUCAAGCAUUAGGCGGUACAAUGAGAAGGCAUUAGCUCUGGAGGUGAGGGAACUUCUUGCUCAAUGGAGUACGUAUUUAAGGGAAUGUUCAGCAAUCUACAUUCGUGCGAAUGGUCCAACGAACAAGAAAGUCAUGGUGGGAUACGAAGGGUCGCCUUUCGAUGCGAAUGACAAGAGGAUCAGGAAACUCCCCUUCUCCACCCAAAGGGCUAGCUUAUCGGAGCUAAAGAGAAGCUGGGUUGAGUUGACGCAUUAUAAAAUAGUGGAGUUACCCAGAGUAGAAACUGCCAAAGAGCAAUAUGCAACUAAAGGCGUUCAGGAGACUGCAUCUGAUUUACACCAGAAAAAGGGGAAAGAGAACAACGAAGAACAACGCGACAAGCAAAAGGAGGAGAUUAUAAAUAUUUUACGUAAACAGAAGGCACCUAAAUUGUUAAGAUGGAUCAAGGACAACCACAUCGACCUUGAUUCUUAUCUUGUUGACUCAAGUACAUAUGCACAAGCUCCCACCUUGCUUCAUUAUGCUUCUGCAAACGGUCUUUCCCACAUGGUUCAAGUUUUGUUGAUCAACUUGAAAGCCUCACCAUUGAUCAAGAACAAAGCUGGUCGGUACCCUGCUGAGCUCGCUGAUCAAAACGCUAAAAGAGCGUUUCAAAUUGCAAGACAUAAACUAGGAGAAUCACAUUGCGAUUGGGACAAGGCAAAGGUUCCAACUGCGAAAUCUAAAGAAGAGUUUGAAGAAGAGGACAGGGUGAAGGAUGAGGCAGAAAAAUUGGCCAAGCAGAAUCUUCUCAAAGCUGCGGCUCCGAAAGAUAAUACGGGCUCUCCGGGUCUAAAAUUGAGACAACAUGACCUCACAGGUUUGAACAAUGAGCAACGCUUAAAGAUUAUGAGGGAACAACGAGCCAGAGCUGCCGAGGCAAGGCUUAAAAAAGAAUAG
Lodderomyces parapsilosis is the source of this 1713-nucleotide messenger RNA. RefSeq lists its product as uncharacterized. The transcript has a single exon. Bases 1 to 1713 code for a protein of 570 amino acids. The record is from RefSeq and is a predicted model, not a curated record. NCBI's taxonomy places the organism in Eukaryota, Fungi, Ascomycota, Pichiomycetes, Serinales, Debaryomycetaceae.